AUGGCCGCCCCGGGAGACCAGCGCAUAGCUGUUCCUAUCGACGACCCCAACGCCGACACAGAAUGGAACGAUAUCCUUCGCAAGCAUGGUGAAGCUAUCGAGGAGGCGCGCCGACUUGCACACGAGAACAGGCUUGAAGGCAAGGACCUGGACGAGCUUGACGAACUUGAAGACGAGGAGGACGAAGAGUUCCUGGAGAUUUACCGCCAGCAGAGGAUGAAGGAGCUCAGCGCACUGCAAAAGAAGUCGGUACACGGUAGCGUCUACCCCUUAUCCAAGCCCGAAUACUCCCGCGAAGUCACCGAUGCGUCACAGAACGGACCAGUGUUUGUCCUCCUUACCUCCUCCUUGGGCACCAACGUCGAGUCGAGAGUUCUGUCAGAGCUGUGGCGCCAGGCAGCAAGGGAGUACGGCGACAUCAAGUUCUGCGAAAUGAGAGCGUCGCAAGCUAUCGAAAACUACCCUGAGCGCAACUGUCCUACGAUUUUGGUCUAUAACAAGGGGGAUAUUGUCAAACAGGUUGUGACGCUCAUGACAAUGCACGGUGUCAAGACCAGCAUGUUGGACAUCGAUAAGCUACUCGUCGAUGUUGGGGCGAUCCCUGACAAUGACAUGCGGGUUGCCAAGAGAAGGAGGGAGGUUCAGGAUGCGGAGGAGGAGAAGCUCUUUAGCAAGAACAUCAGAAGCACCUCUGACCACAAGGAAGAGGACGACGAUGACUGGGACUAA
Neurospora hispaniola is the source of this 729-nucleotide messenger RNA. Its product is annotated as thioredoxin-like protein. Gene Ontology annotation, cellular component: cytoplasm. The record is from RefSeq and is a predicted model, not a curated record. The transcript is spliced from 3 exons. Gene Ontology annotation, biological process: protein folding. Lineage: Eukaryota; Fungi; Ascomycota; Sordariomycetes; Sordariales; Sordariaceae. Bases 1 to 729 code for a protein of 242 amino acids.